AUGUUGAAGAAGCGUCAUGACCGAUCAGAUCGUCAUUCCCCGCAAAUACUCCAGCUAAUCAACGGACAAUUCCCAGCACCGCUCGCAUCCUCCCUCGCGACCUACGCACCCAUCUCCUCGGGCCCAUCUUACAGCGUCGGCAUCCCGCCCAAUUCCCCCAUCUCCACGUCCGCGCAAGGCGGGAUCUAUUUCUCGCUCUCAGCUCCAACUUCCUACCAAUGGGUUGGCCUGGGCAUUGGCAAGCAGAUGGCUGGCGCUACCAUCUUUGUCAUGUACGCGGAUGGGAGUGGUAACGUGACGAUCAGUGGACGCGAUGGAGGUCAGGGGCAUGUUGAGCCAGAAUUGGAUUCUGCGCUGAUGGCUGGUGUGGAGCUGCUGGAGGGUAGUGGCGUAAAUGGGAGUGUGAUGACUGCCAAUGUUCACUGUACAACAUGCACUCUCUCCUCAUCCUCCAACUCUGCAUCCUCCCCCUGGAUCGCAGCCUGGCACUCAGGCGCAGCACUCAACACCAACGAUGCAGGAACCGACAUCGCCCAGCACGGAAACGAUGAUUAUCGACAAUUCACGCUCGAUCUAACCAAAGCCUCUCUUUCCACCGAUUCGAACCCUUUCAUCGUAGACGCUGCAUCUGCAUCUUCCCCUUCGGCUUCCGCAAGCCCGAGCUCGAGUUCUGGUUCCGCUUCUGACGAUGGUUCAAGCAGCAGCAGCACUACCGAAUCAAACCAAAGCCGGAUUGAAAGGUUCCAAAAGGCACAUGGCGCUAUCAUGGGUCUUGUGGUCGUUAUCCUCUUCCCAGCUGGCGCUAUACUCAUGCGAACUAUUCGCCAUCCGUGGAUUCACGCUGGUGUGCAGAUUUUCAGUCUCGCGCUCUUGAUAACUGGGCUGGCGCUGGGUGUUAAAUUGGCGCAGUAUACGGAUCAAGUGAGUCUGCUUUCCUUUCUUCCUUUCUCCCUUCUCUUACCUUACCUCUGGGGCAACACACAUACCGAAUUCGGCGUCGCCAUCGUAGCGCUCUUCCUCCUCCAACCCUUCCUCGGCUUAGCGCACCACUUCCUGUACCAGAAACACUCAUCCCGCACCCCCGUGUCCCACAUCCACAUCUGGUACGGCCGCAUCCUGAUGAUCCUGGCUGUUAUCAACGGGGGUCUGGGCCUGAAACUGGCGGAUAAUACGAGGAGUGGCGAGAUCGUGUAUGGGGUGCUGGCGGGUGUCGUGGCGGUGGUCUAUGUGGUUAUUGUUGUGUUGAGGAGGCAGGGGAAUGGGAAUGGCAUUGGGAUUGGGAUUGGGAGGAGGGGGGAGAAGAAGACGGAG
Messenger RNA from Lachnellula hyalina, 1311 nucleotides. RefSeq lists its product as uncharacterized. The transcript is spliced from 4 exons. The record is from RefSeq and is a predicted model, not a curated record. NCBI's taxonomy places the organism in Eukaryota, Fungi, Ascomycota, Leotiomycetes, Helotiales, Lachnaceae. The annotation marks the transcript as partial.